CCACGGGCGCCUCUCACCAUCACGCCAAAACUUUGUUCACGGCUACAAAUCCAUCACCACGCGCGUCGGCCAUCAAGCGCGACGUCCGCAAGCACGAAUUCGAAGACUCCGCGACUCGGUCGUCUCGCGAUCCACGCCUCCUUGCGACUUUCCAGGUGGUGGCGACGGGGGUGAUAAGCCUGAGGUUCUCCUGGGCCGUUGGCCAGGACAGGCGUGCCUUUUCAGGGCCAUCAUUUAUUCAUCGAUAAAGGCGUUUGCUAUCGGAUUCACCGGUCAUCGCUAUCGAUUUUCGUUCGUUCUUUAAUACCUGUACCUUUUUUUUUUUCGCGACUCGACGCGGUGCAAUCACGUUUUUAGAGCGUGUUCCUCAUUGACGCCUUUGCUGGCUUUUCACAAACUUUGCAGCGCAAUCGCAUUCUCCCGAAUUUACCGCAAUCAUGGCGAACCUUAGCCACUUCGCGUUCUCGAGCGCGCCGCUCAAAAUUGUCGAAGAAAUUCAGUUCGGUAUGCUCUCUCCCGAGGAGAUCAAGAGUAUGAGUGUCGCGCACAUCCUGUACCCCGAAACCAUGGAAGAGAACAAGACAAAGCCUCGCGACGGUGGCCUCAACGACCCUCUUCUCGGAUCCAUCGACCGACAGUUCAAGUGCAAGACUUGCACGGAGCCUAUGCACGAAUGUCCCGGCCAUUUUGGUCACAUUGAGCUUGCAAAACCAGUCUAUCACCCGGGCUUUAUCAAGAAAGUAAAGAAGGUCUUGGAGAUUGUCUGUCAUAACUGUAGUAAAGUUUUGGCUGAUGAAAGCGAUCCUGAAUUCGUCACAGCUAUCAACACCCGUGACCCGAAGCUGCGCUUCAAGCGUGUUUGGGCUGUAUGCAAGAAGAAGCGCAGAUGUGAGAAUGAGGAUCGUCAAGAUAAGAACAAGGACGAAGAAUUCCAACCUGGCAUGAAGCCCGCCGCUGUUGAAGGACACGGCGGUUGCGGAAACGUUCAACCACAAGUCCGACAGGCAGCCCUCCAGCUCAAGGCUGCCUAUGAGGUCGCGCAAGAAGACGGACCCAAGCGCAAGGAGACGGUCCCAAUCACACCUGAAAUGGCUCACGGCAUCAUGCGCCGCAUCUCAGAGCGUGAUUUGAAGAACAUCGGUCUGAACGGUGACUAUGCUCGUCCUGAGUGGAUGGUGAUCACCGUCUUGCCUGUGCCUCCCCCUCCUGUUCGUCCCAGUAUUUCCAUGGAUGGUACUGGUACUGGCAUGAGAAACGAAGAUGAUUUGACAUACAAGUUGGGUGAUAUUAUUCGCGCCAAUGGUAACGUAAAGCAAGCGAUUCGCGAAGGCUCGCCGCAGCACAUUGCGCGUGACUUUGAGGACCUGCUACAAUACCAUGUGGCUACUUAUAUGGAUAACGAUAUUGCUGGACAGCCUCGUGCUCUGCAAAAGAGUGGUCGUCCUGUCAAGUCUAUCCGAGCCCGUCUCAAGGGCAAGGAAGGUCGUCUUCGAGGCAACCUGAUGGGUAAGCGUGUGGAUUUCUCCGCUCGUACCGUCAUUACUGGUGACGCCAACUUGUCUUUGCACGAAGUUGGUGUUCCUCGCAGUAUUGCACGAACCCUUACAUAUCCUGAAACCGUCACCCCAUACAACAUUGGUAGACUGCACCAGCUUGUCGAGAACGGACCCAAUGAGCACCCUGGUGCCAAGUACGUUAUUCGAUCUGAUGGUACGCGUAUUGAUUUGCGCCACCACCGUCGCGCUGCCCAGAUCUCUCUUGAGUAUGGCUGGAAGGUUGAGCGUCAUUUGAUUGACGGUGACUACAUCAUUUUCAACCGUCAGCCUUCGCUUCACAAGGAAUCUAUGAUGGGUCAUCGUGUCCGCGUUAUGCCCUACUCUACCUUCCGUCUGAACUUGUCGGUCACUUCUCCUUACAACGCCGAUUUCGACGGUGACGAAAUGAACUUGCACGUUCCUCAGAGUGAAGAAACUCGCGCUGAAAUUAAGGAGCUCUGCUUGGUCCCCAACAACAUUGUCUCUCCUCAAAAAAACGGUCCUCUCAUGGGUAUCGUUCAGGACUCCCUCGCCGGCGUUUACAAGUUGUGCCGUCGUGACACGUUCCUUGACAAAGAGCUUGUGAUGAACCUCAUGCUCUGGGUUCCCAACUGGGACGGUGUCAUCCCACAACCUGCGAUCCUUAAGCCCCGCCCUCGCUGGACGGGUAAGCAGAUCAUUAGCAUGGUUAUCCCCAAGGAAAUCAGUCUUUUUGCACCAGAAGACAAGUCUGAUAUCCCUCUGAAGGAUACUGGUCUGUUGAUCCAGAGUGGUGACCUCAUGUACGGCUUGAUGAAGAAGAAGAGUGUCGGUGCUGCCGCUGGCGGUAUCAUCCAUCUUUGCUACAAUGAGCUCGGCCCUGAUGGCGCCAUGGCUUUCCUCAACGGUGUCCAGCAGGUUGUCACUUACUGGUUGCUUCAGAACGGCCACAGUAUCGGUAUCGGUGACACUGUUCCCGAUAAACAAACUAUUGAGAAGGUCCAAGUCCACAUUGACACGAAGAAGGCAGAGGUCGCCAAGUUGACUGCACAGGCGACUGCCAACGAGCUCGAAGCUCUUCCUGGUAUGAACGUCCGUGCCACAUUCGAGAACAAGGUCUCUAUGGCCCUGAACCAGGCUCGUGAUCUUGCUGGUACAACUACACAGAAGAGUUUGAAGGAUUCCAACAACGCCGUCACCAUGGCUGAAUCUGGUUCAAAGGGUUCCUCAAUCAACAUUUCACAGAUGAGUGCUCUCGUCGGUCAGCAAAUUGUCGAAGGAAAGCGUAUUCCCUUUGGUUUCAAGUACAGAACUCUUCCCCAUUUCACAAAGGAUGAUUACUCUCCCGAAGCUCGUGGUUUCGUUGAGAACUCGUACCUCCGUGGUCUCACUCCAUCCGAGUUCUUCUUCCACGCCAUGGCCGGUAGAGAAGGUCUCAUUGAUACUGCAGUUAAAACUGCAGAAACUGGUUACAUCCAGCGUCGACUGGUGAAGGCUCUGGAAGACUUGAGCGCUCGCUACGAUGGAACUGUGCGUAACUCUUUGGGAGAUAUCAUUCAGUUCCUUUAUGGUGAAGAUGGUCUUGAUGCUAUGUGCAUUGAGAAGCAAAAGCUCGGUAUUCUCAAGAUGUCUGACGCAGCUUUCGAGAAGCAAUACCGCCUGGACCUGGCCAACCCUCCUAGUUGGUUUAAGAAGGAUUAUGAGUAUGGCAACGAGCUUACUGGCGACAAGGCAUCAAUGGAUUUGUUGGAUAGUGAAUGGGAUGCACUUGUUACUUGCCGACAAGAAGUGCGGGUUAUCAACCGCCCCAAACAGGGCGAUGAAAUGAUGCAACUGCCCCUGAACAUUGGCCGCAUCAUCCAGACAGCAAAGAGGGUCUUCAAUAUUAAGGAGACAGAUCGCAGUAACCUGCGACCUGCUGACGUUAUUCCCGUUGUUCAAGGACUUUUGGACAACAUGAAGAUGGUCCGCGGUGCUGAUGACAUCUCUUUGGAAGCCGACUUCAACUCUACUAUCCUUUUCAAGGCACUUCUUCGCUCUCGUUUGGCCUUUAAAGAGAUUGUGAAAGAGCACCGCCUCAACAAGCUUGCUUUUGACUACGUUAUUGGCGAGCUCGGAAGCAGAUGGGAGCGCUCCUUUGUCAACCCUGGUGAAAUGGUUGGUGUCUUGGCUGCCCAGUCUAUUGGUGAGCCCGCUACUCAGAUGACACUGAACACUUUCCAUUUUGCUGGUGUGUCGUCCAAGAACGUUACCCUCGGUGUUCCCCGUCUUAAGGAAAUUCUUAACCUAGCCAAGAACAUUAAGACUCCUGGUAUGGCUGUCUACUUGCAAACACCUCUUGCCAAGCAGGAGCAAGCAAAGAAGCUCAGAAGUAUGGUUGAAUAUACCAACCUGCGUUCCAUCACUGCUGUCACUGAGAUUUACUACGACCCUGACGUCGAGUCGACCAACAUUCAGGACGAUCUCGACAUGGUGGAGUCAUACUUUAUGAUUCCUGAUGACACGCAUGAUACUCUUAGCCAACAGUCCCGAUGGCUCUUGCGUAUCACUCUUGAUCGCCAAAAGCUUCUCGAUAAAGAGAUCAAGAUUGAAGACGUCGCUCAGCGUAUCAAGGAGGAAUACCCCACCGACCUGGCUGUCAUUUUCAGUGACAACAACGCCGAUGAACAGGUUAUCCGUAUUCGAACCAUUCGCCAGGAUGAUGAGAAGGAUGACGAUGGCGAGAAGCGCAUUGAAGACGAUGUUAUGCUUAAGCGUCUGGAGGCCCAUCUUUUGGACACCCUGACCCUUCGUGGUGUCCCUGGCGUUGAACGAGCUUUCUUGACCAAGGGUACACGCCUUGUCGAGCUCGAAGACGGCUCUGAGCUUGCUCUCAAGGACGAUGCCCGCUGCACGGAAUGGUACCUGGAUACCAGUGGUUCAGCGCUCCGUGAUGUGCUGGCUGUCGACGGUGUGGAUGCUAGCCGCACCUACACUAACGACCUCUGGCAGAUUACUGAAGUCUUUGGUGUUGAAGCAGCUCGAUCUGCUCUAGUCAAGGAAUUGACCAACGUGUUGGCCUUUGACGGUUCGUACGUCAACCAUCGACAUAUCGCGUUGUUGGUAGAUGUUAUGACCUACAGAGGCAGCAUUUCGGCCGUUACUCGUCACGGUAUCAACCGUGCGGAUACCGGUGCUCUCAUGCGUUGUUCGUUUGAAGAGACUGUGGAAAUUCUUCUGGAGGCUGCCGCCACUGGUGAAUUGGAUGAUUGCCGUGGUAUCUCUGAAAACGUUAUGCUUGGCCAGCUUGCUCCCAUGGGUACUGGUAACUUUGACGUCUUCUUGGAUCCCAAGAUGCUUGAGACUGUUAUUUCUGACAACUCACGCAUGGGUCUCAUGCCUGGUAUGCCUGUCAAGGAGGGCGAAGGCGAGGGUGCCAUGACACCUUAUGACAGCGGCUCCCCUAUGGCCGACUCGGGAUACCUCAGCCUCAGCUCGCCUACCGCUGGUAACUUCUCUCCUAUCCAGGGAGCUGGUUCUGAGACGCCUGCAGGCUUUGGUACAGAGUAUGGCGGCGGCGGUUUCGGUGGUAUGGGUUCUAUGAGCCCUUACUCUCGCGGAGCAGCCAGCCCCUUCAGCACUUCGCCCACGUCGCCAUUCAGCUCUGGCAUGGGCGGCUACUCUCCCACGUCUCCCAAUGCUGGCUACUCGCCAACCUCACCCAUGCUGGACGGCGGUGCCCGCUACGCAACAUCGCCAUCCUUUAGCCCGUCGUCGCCGUCGUUCUCGCCUACUUCGCCCAUGCUCCGUCCCACGAGCCCGGCCAGUCCCAGCUACAGCCCGACGUCGCCGAGCUAUUCUCCUACGUCUCCCACCUCGCCGAGACACUACAGCCCGACUUCGCCGGCGCAGUUCAACUCCCCCACUUCGCCGAGCUACUCGCCUGCCAGUCCCAACUACAGCCCGGCGUCUCCCAACCUGCACGGCGCUGGAGCGACAUCACCCUCGUACUCACCUGCGUCUCCCUCAUGGUCGCCAACCUCUCCCGAGGCCUACUCGCCCACGAGCCCAAGCUUCCACCGCAGCCCGAACCAGCAGUCGCCCACAAGCCCCAGCUACUCGCCUACGUCUCCUUCUUUCUCGCCUCAGACGCCUGGCCCCAGCGGUUCUGGUAACCAGUACUCGCCAAGCUCUCCAAAGAAUGAUUAAUACGACUAGGCGGUUUGGGGUGUAUCUACCACAAUAUAUCCCGCCCCCUUCUUUCCCCCUCUCGAAUGUUUCUAUUCCUCCCCAAUUCAGUUAUAAAAAGAAGAGCCAUCAGCCCAUGCGGCGCAACGGCAUAGUUUUUGAUUUUGAUUUUUGAUAUUUGAUCUCGUUGGUAACAAAACGGAAGUAGACGUGCUGCCAAUUUGCAGAGUCCCCUAGAUUAUUAUUUUUGUUUGGCUGGGUGCAAAGAGAGAACGAGACAAAAAAAGACCCCCCAUUUUCUAUUAUUUUCUUUUCAAGAGAAACAAAGCAAGAAACGAAAACACAAAACAAAACAAAAAACAAAAAAGAGCAUUACAAAAAGCAUCAGCAGCAGCAGACGGGAGGGGUUUGGACAGGCGUUGUUUAAUGACGCUGUCAGCGGAGGCGGAACCAUAAUUUUGCCUGGUUUUUCUUUUUACUUCUUUGUUUUUUCACUUCUCGAUUUUCUUGUUCUUCUUUCUCUUUUAAAGUAUGUACAAUACAAAUACACUAAAAAACAAAGAUGACGUCCUAGUUUUGC
This is a messenger RNA of [Torrubiella] hemipterigena, 6261 nucleotides long. NCBI's taxonomy places the organism in Eukaryota, Fungi, Ascomycota, Sordariomycetes, Hypocreales, Clavicipitaceae. The record is from the annotation of a GenBank genome assembly.